GUUUUCGCUUGUUCGAAUGAACAUGUUUAUCAACAUGCUGACCACAGGUAAUAAGUGAGAUAAGAGAGAAUGUAAACAGUGAUCCUCCAGCACCUCUGCGAUCAGCUUUCGUUCAAAUCACAACCUGCAUACUCUCAACACCUUACUGGAAUCGAAAUUCGGCUCCCUUUGUAGUUGGAUUUGGAGUAAAUGUUUUGAAUUUCCUCGAAUAUCGACGGAUGAGGAUGCUAAAAAAUGAGGAGUUGCGCACACCAUCUUAAUGAGCACUUCAACAAUCUCCUGCCCAAAUCCUGUCUCUCUGAAGCGACCCACAUUGGCCACCCAAUUUUUUCUGGGCGGGUCGACUGCCGGGUUGACCGGGUGUAGGAGCUGGAAGAGAAGUUUCCAGAAGCUGAUUCCUCAGGUCAAGAAAAGGAAGGAUUGGCAGAGGAGUUGGUGGAAGAGUUUCUUUGACGAGAAAGGGAACUGGUUCGGGUUGAAGGAUGAUUAUAUGCCGGACGAGGUUGAAUUUGAGGAGAGCUUGACUGUGGGUGAUGACUUGGAGUUGUCGGAGAAGGAGAAGUUUGAAGCGUGGAAACAACGAGCGGAGGCUAUUGUAGAGUUGAGGGAAGCCCAGGAGGAUAUUAGAAAUGAGGAGAACAGGAGUUGGGAGGACUGGCUUGUGGACCCCACUACUGCUACUACUACUAUUGAUUCUAAUAGAGGUUCUUCCUGGGAACAGAAUUCCAAUGGCUCCAUUGGGAAUUAUAGAGAGGGUUCUAUGGGGGAUGAUGACCCCAGUGAGGUAAUUCCUCUUAAGAAGGUGGCUGAAUCCGUCAGGGCUAUGGUGUUUGGCGGGGAUGAUGAUGAUAUUCUUUAUGAAGAUCGUGUUAUACAGUAUGCUUCCAUCAAUUCGGCUAAGUUUUUGGCGGUGUUGAUUAUAGUUCCAUGGAGCAUGGAUUUUUUAGUUCACGACUAUGUGCUAAUGCCUUUUCUGGACAGGUAUGUGAAGACUGUACCACUGGCAGCAGAGAUGCUUGAUGUGAGGGCAUCCCAGAAGCGCGAAUUGGUUAAGGAACUAAAACUUGAAAAAGCUCGUUACCGUUUUGAGGUUGAGAUUGGCAAAUCCCCAUCUCUUUCGGACAAGGACCUUUAUACGGGGCUUCGGGAAAAAGUGAUAGAGAUGCGGGAUGAACGGAGGUUAGAGAAUCGUCGUGAAUUUGCUAAUAUAUGGUCAGAUGCUGUAUUUGGGAUCUCAUUAUUAAUUCUUUUGAGCUUCAAUCAGAGUAAAGUGGCUUUGCUCAAAUUCACUGGUUACAAAAUAAUAAAUAAUACCCCGGACGUUGGGAAGGCAUUUAGUAUUAUUCUCCUCGCCGAUAUAUUCUUAGGGUAUCAUUCAUCAUCUGGUUGGGAGACUUUGUUAGAGGCUAUCGCGGAACAUUAUGGGCUUGAUGUUGAUAAGGACGCCAUAACCAUAUUUGUUUGCAUUGUUCCAGUUGCAGUGGAUGCAUACUUCAAAAUUUGGCUCUAUAAGUUCCUACCAAGGCUAUCCCCAAAGGUGGCAACUCUUUUGCGGGAAGUGAAGAGGCAUUAGAAAGAGUUUUAUUUUCUUCUCCAGCAGCACCUGUAUAAAUUUGGAAGAGGCAUUAUUCUCUGCCAUUUUCUUUCCUCUUGUUUUCUUUCCUUGUAUGGAUGUGUGGCCUAGGUUUGAGCAAUCGAAUUGUCUUAGAUAGAUUCAUUAUCAUCAUACAAAACAGCCAUAGCCUGCCUGUCCAAGGAUGUCUGCAUUCAGCCAUUCAGGCAAUUUUGUGUGUAUUAUCAACUUUAAAUUUCCACUAAAUAUAUGUUUUCUGUUGUUUUCGCCAAAUUGAUUGGGGGUUAUAAGUGAUGAAAUGGUUUAGUAUUUUUUGUUGAAAUUGAAAUAAAUGGCAAAAUUAUCGAGUUCA
Molecule: messenger RNA, 1925 nt
Organism: Cuscuta epithymum
Lineage: Eukaryota; Viridiplantae; Streptophyta; Magnoliopsida; Solanales; Convolvulaceae
Source: the annotation of a GenBank genome assembly